AUGGACAACAGCCAUGAAACCACCGGGGCAAAAACAAAACGAGAAACCGAUGCAUUUACCUCUUCAGAAGGCUACACGUCUACGGAGACCGACGAAUACGGUAGCUCUGAGGACAGCUCUGAUGACGAGUUCACAUCUGAUCGCAAAGAUAAGACUACUUUGAUUGAGAGCGAAUUUCUCCUCAAUGGUACAAACCAGGCUGUCAAAAUUGAGAUCUGGAUAUCGUCGCGUGCCUGGCGAGAUGAUAUAACUGCCAAAUGCACCCACAAAGGCAAGGCGAUCGGGCAUGCCUUUGCCCGAUUCAUCUACCGGGGAAUGGUCACAAAGAACUUUUGGGAAAAAAUGGAUGAAUGCUCCCAGGAUGUAGGAGAGAUAGCGUGGAGGGUUUUUGACCGGUAUGGCUUCCUCAAGGAUAAGUUCAAGUCGCACCCCGUUCACCGGGGAACAGGUGUAUGGAGGUCUGAGCUUGACAACGGCCCCCUCCUACUAAUUGAAAAGGUAUUUAUUACGGACGUCGAAUGUCGGAGGAAGGGUGUAGGAGGCGCGAUGGUCAGACAGCUCCUCGCGGUCGGUGAGAAGUGUGGGGCCAGCGCAAAGCCAAGAGACAUGUCGCCCGGACUCAUUGCUUUGGAAUUCGGCUCCGUUACGCAAUUUCAGAAGUUGACCAGAGCCCAUGCGAUUGUAAUACCUGGAUGGCUUACUGAGGACGUUGAGCCUCAAUACGUCGGCAAGUCGAAGCGCCAGAAAAAUGAAAUCGAUCUUCAAGCAAGCAACACCGCUGUUUCAUUCUAUAGGUCUCUCGGGUUUCGACGUAUCGGCUCCUCACCGUGUUUUGCGUACGCGUUCCAUCCAAAUCAUAGAGCACGAUCGAUCAUCCCCGACAGGGACUUUGAUCCCCAGAUCGAGCCUUUGGACGACCGGGAGGAUGAGCCGGGAAUGGGAGAUUAUAUCAUCCCAUAUGGAGUAGAAAUCCAGCUCGGACAGAGGACUUUGUCAACACUGCAGACGGAAUUUCCACUGCACUAUGCUGCAACUACACUUCCUGAUCUGGAGUGUGUGGAGUACCUUAAGAAAGUGGCUACCGAGGACGGGGUUAACUUGACUAUGGUGGACCGCACACACAGGACUCUUCUGCACACUCUUGCGCGCAAAUUGAAACCGAAAAGCAUAACGUGGCUCCUGGCAAAUGUUGACGCAGCGGAGUCAUGGAAGACAGCGCGUGAUAUAAAUGGGGAUUCUCCUCUAGAUGUGCUUAAAGAUUUUCUCGAAGAUAUACGAACAAAGAGAAACCUCUUUAUGGGAAAUCUGCAUGUAUCAGACGACUUUCAGGGGUUUUCUCCUCCUGCAGUAGAGUGCCUCUCCUUGCUUGAUAUCGAUCGCAUGGGUGAAGACUUAGGCCUUUCCACCUCUCGUCUAAAGUACGGAUGCACUUGUGGUCAGUGCAUUGAAGGAUUUCUCUCAUCACGGAUGAAGCUGGCGUUGCUCGACCAAGCCGGAACAAUAUACGAUUUCCUAUCAGACGGGGUCGAUGAUGGCCGGUACUGGGUCUCGGAUAAUAAGUUCUGGUUUAGAUACGUCGCUUACGAUGUCCAACAAAAUUUCAAAACAAACAAAUCGAUUCGUCAGGGAUAUACGAACAUAUUUUCCCGCGUGCGUGACUGUCUAGAGUCAAGCAUUGCUCCCUCUGUCGAGAAUAUCUUACAAGUUGUCCGUCAGUGGAGUGAAUGGCCCCCCGUGACACGCAACUACCUGACUCGAGCCGGAGAUCUUUCCGGCGUAAAGGCUGUCCUUGCAUGUAUAUUCAACGAGGCGCGGAACCGGGAUGACAGAACAGGGGAUGGUGAAUUUCAAAUAAUGUAUGCUAGCGAGUACUCCUCAUUGAGUGACUGUCGCAAUGACCGUGAGUUCAAAUUCGUGGCACGGGCUUGUGGCCUUGACCUUGAAUUGGAGUGA
Messenger RNA from Talaromyces rugulosus, 1953 nucleotides. RefSeq lists its product as uncharacterized. The coding region runs from base 1 to 1953 and encodes 650 amino acids. The transcript has a single exon. NCBI's taxonomy places the organism in Eukaryota, Fungi, Ascomycota, Eurotiomycetes, Eurotiales, Trichocomaceae. The record is from RefSeq and is a predicted model, not a curated record.